CCUUUUUUCCAAUUGUAUUUCGAGUGCAGCCUGAAUAACAAUUCAUUGGCCCCCAUCUAUAUUGUAAUUUAGCCAUGGGAGGUAGAGGAAGCAAAAAUUAAACUUCCAUUGUUGCAUCAGUAUUCACCAUUGUUUCCACCACAAAUCAUCUUGACCCUAAAGUAAUGUUAGUAACAAACUCCUCACUCACCCAAAUCUGCUAGUUUCUAUCUUGGUUUAGAACCAAAUGCAGAACUCUCUCUGUCUUGGUCUCGCCCUUUGUCUGCCAUUCUCCAAUUUGCAAGUUCAAUGACAUAAACAUAUAUAUCAAAAUCAUUUGGAAAACAGGGUUUUCUCUUCUUCUUUUCCUUCUAUUUAAUUGAUUAAUUUUCUGUUUGAAAGAUCUUUAGAUUUGGUUUGUGAAAGUAUUGUUGAAUGCUCAGACUGCUCACAGCUGUCUCAAGAGGUCUUGAAGAGAAGGCCCCUAAGAAACCUGCAUCAAAAGCUACUGAAAAGAAAGGGGAAACUGUUGAAGUAGCUAAAUAAGAGCCCCUUGAUCCUGUGGCUGAGAAACUUCGCCAACAAAGCACAUUUCAACUCCCAUUUCAAUAUUCAAAAAGAAGAAAAAGGGUUUCAUAGUGAGCUCCUCUAUCAGUUGCCUGCUGCAUUUCAUUGUUCAAAACAAUAAGGUUUGAAUGCAGAAGUCGUAAAAAUGGAAUGUGUUGUUCAAGGAAUUAUAGAGACACAGUACGUUGAAGCACUCGAAAUUCUACUUCAGGGUCUUUGUGGGGUUAAUAAAGAACGCUUAAGAGUCCAUGAAAUUUGCCUUAAAAGUGGCCCAAAUCUUGGAUUUGUUGCUUCAGAGGUCAGAUUAUUGUGUGAUCUUGAGCAGUCUGAACCUACUUGGACUGUUAAACAUGUUGGGGGUGCAUUGAGGGGUGCUGGGGCAGAGCAAAUUUCUGUUCUGGUUAGGAGUAUGGUAGAAAGCAAAGCAAGCAAGAAUGUGCUUCGAUUAUUUUAUGCACUCGGAUACAAGUUGGAUCAUGAGCUGCUGAGAGUGGGAAUCACCUUUCAUUUCCAAAGGGGUGCUCAGAUAACAGUAACUGUUUCAUCUGUUAAUAAGAUGCUAAAACUGCACGCAACCGAUGAGGCUGUGCCAGUAACACCUGGUAUACAGCUGGUAGAAGUGACCGCCCCUGCAACAUCGGAAAAUUAUAAUGAAGUCGUUGCUGCUGUGUCUUCCUUCUGCGAAUAUCUUGCACCGCUGCUGCAUUUGUCAAAGCCAGGUGUUUCAACCGGUGUUGUGCCUACGGCUGCUGCAGCUGCUGCAUCUCUUAUGUCUGAUGGUGGGGGCACAACCUUGUAACUGGAUUUGUAAAAUUGCAGAAUGUUGAUUAUGUACUUUUGCAUAGUUGAUUCAUUCUCCUCGUAUAUGGCUAUCAAACAUAAUGUCACUGUAGUUUUAAUCUCAAGACACAUGAUUAGACUGUAAAAACGAUGGGGGAAUUUAUGGAGCUUCUGGAUGGGAUGUGUACAGGUUAGUUGAGCUUUAAACACAGAA
Molecule: messenger RNA, 1540 nt
Organism: Gossypium arboreum
Lineage: Eukaryota; Viridiplantae; Streptophyta; Magnoliopsida; Malvales; Malvaceae
Product: mediator of RNA polymerase II transcription subunit 18
Exons: 7
Coding region: 692-1345 (217 amino acids)
Biological process (GO): termination of RNA polymerase II transcription; regulation of transcription by RNA polymerase II
Cellular component (GO): mediator complex; core mediator complex
Molecular function (GO): transcription coregulator activity
Source: RefSeq, a predicted model, not a curated record